This is a messenger RNA of Alnus glutinosa, 2137 nucleotides long. RefSeq names its product pentatricopeptide repeat-containing protein DOT4, chloroplastic-like. Gene Ontology annotation, molecular function: protein binding; RNA binding. The record is from RefSeq and is a predicted model, not a curated record. Bases 57 to 2018 code for a protein of 653 amino acids. Gene Ontology annotation, biological process: RNA modification. The transcript has a single exon. NCBI's taxonomy places the organism in Eukaryota, Viridiplantae, Streptophyta, Magnoliopsida, Fagales, Betulaceae.
AAAGCUACGUGAUAUUAUACUUCCACAGUUCCACACCCCUGCAAUUUCUAUGGACUAUGAUCUUAAAGAAGAUAAAGGGAAUCCCAGUUGCUUUUUGGCAAUUCAAAAACUUUUCCAAUUCAUCCCAACGUUCUUGUCCUAGCAUUGACCCGUAUAACUCCUCAAAGCGCCUGAGCAAUUGCUUCAAAUUCGGAAGGAUUGAAGAUGCAGAGAAGCUGUUCGACGAUAUGCCUGACAAAGACGUUGUUUCAUAUUCCAUCAUGAUUCAUGGAUAUGCCAAAAAUGGUUUCCAUAGAAAAUCCAUGGGUUUGUAUUCCCAUAUGCGGAUAUCGGGUUUGGAUCCUAAUUCUUUCACCGUGGUUGGUGUUAUUGUUAGCACUGCAGGCUUGCGAAGCUUGGUGCUUGGACAAUCCGUUCAUGGACUGGUUGUUAAAACUGGGUUAGAGUCUGAUACGAUAGUGAUCACUGCUAUCUUAGAUAUGUAUGCCAAGUGUGGAAUUAUGAUUGACUCUUAUAAAGUAUUUAAGGGACUGAAGAGCCCGGGUUUGAUUUCGUGCAAUGCAGUGGUAGCCGGGUUUGUACAUAACAAACUCUUUGAAGAGGGCCUUUUGCUGUUGAACCAGUUCCGGGAGUUUGGUUUGGUACCUAAUGCAGCUACGGUGUUAGGUCUUAUUAGGGGUUGCAUUGCUUUGGAGUCACAGAGGCUUUGUGAAUGUAUCCAUGGAUUAAUUGUUAAAUCUGCAAUUGUUUUUGAUGUAUCUGUUAAUAAUUCGGUUCUUGAUAUGUAUUCAAGUUUGAUGGAUUUAGAUGCUGCAGUUAAAAUAUUUGAUGAGAUGCAAUGCAAAGAUGUUAUCAGUUGGACAAUAAUAAUGGGUUUAUUUAUUGGCCUUGAAUAUGGCCGUGAUGCACUGGAGAUUUUCUGCAGAAUGAGGGAUAGCGGUAUCGGUUAUGACACUGCGGUAAUCAUUAAUCUCAUUUCAGCUUGUGCAAUCCUCGGGGAUUUAAAGAGAGGGAGACAAGUCCAUGCUCAAGCUGUUGUUUGCGGGUUUGGAUCUGAGCUCACUCUGGAAAACUCUCUCAUUGCGAUGUAUUCCAAGUGCAGUGACUUGUAUUCCUCGAGAACUAUAUUUGAUCAAACAACUCAGAAGAGUUUGGUUUCAUGGACGGCAAUGAUUUUUGGCUGUGCACAGAAUGGACACCCAAGAGAGGCUUUGAAUCUCUUGGUUGAAGCAAGACUAGAGGAAAACUUUUGCCUUGAUCCAACAAUGUUGAUUGGUGCUUUAACUGCUUCCGGUGGGCUUGCUGCUUUUGAGCUCAGCCAGCAGCUCCAUUGUUUUGCUUUUGAAGCUGGUUUCUCCUCUUAUAGAGCCGUUCAGAAUAGUCUCAUAUCAACAUACUCAAAGUGUGGGAUGGUGGAACUUGCCCACAAUGUUUUUAAGGAGAUGGGUUAUCUUCAAAACGUAGUCUCUUGGAAUACGAUUUUAAAUGGGUACGGGAUCAAUGGUCAUGGAAAAACUGCUAUCACCCUCUACCAUGAGAUGAGGAGUUGUGGAGAAGAUCCUGAUAGUGCGACUUAUCUGUGCAUUUUGAGUGCUUGCAGCCAUGCAGGUUUGGUGAAUGAUGGUCUGAUGAUAUUCAAUCAGAUGGUGGAAGAGAAAAGAAUAAAGCCAAGCCAAGAGCAUUAUGGUUGUGUAGUUGACUUGCUUGCAAGGGCAGGCUGCUUACCUGAUGCAAUUGGGUUUGCUAGCAAAUUUUUGGAAGGGAUGAGCCCAAAUGUUUGGAGAGCUUUGCUGAGUGGAUGUAUGGUUCAUGGCAAUGUGGGGCUUGCAGAACUAGCAGCAAGCAAAAUACCUGAGCGGGAUCCUGAAGGAUAUGAUCAAGUUGUGCUUCUUUCAAAUGUUUAUGCAUCAGUUGGUAGGUUUCAGGAUGCUGAAUCAUUGAGAUCAAGCCUGAAGAAGAAGCGUUUGUUAAAAAAUCCAGGGAUCAGCUUACUCAAUGGGAUUCCAUAUGAUUUUUGAUGACGAUUGUGUAACUUUAAAUACUCAACAAGAGAAGUUUUAGAUGGGAAUUCAUCAAAGUUUAGGAUGUCUCUCUUGGAUCUUAUCGGUAUUGAAAUUUAGCAUUUUUUUUUCUCAAA